CCAGGUACUGCGCGUCUCCUCUCUGCUUUCAUCUGGGUAAGAACAGAUUGAAGUGCAGUUGGAGUUGGCAAUUUAGGGGACGUUGCCAGGGGCCGGUGGGAUGACGACCUACCGAGAGGAGGCUGAGCUGGAGGCUGAGUUCUACCGGACCACAACCUAUGACUAUGAGGUUGCACCGCCUUGUUCUAAAACCAGCAUCCGGAAUUUGGGGGCCCAGAUCCUGCCCCCAUUGUACUCCCUGGUGUUCAUUGUUGGCCUCCUGGGAAACAUGGUAGUCAUUGUGAUCCUCACCAAGUACAGGAGGCUCGGAAUCAUGACCAACAUCUACCUGCUCAACCUGGCCAUUUCUGACCUGCUCCUCCUCUUCACGCUGCCCUUCUGGAUUUCCUACCUUGCGUGGAAUAAGUGGGUGUUUGGCCAUCUCAUGUGUAAGCUCCUGUCUGGCCUGUACUGCAUGGGUUUGUACAGUGAGAUCUUCUUCAUCAUCCUGCUGACCAUCGACAGGUACCUGGCCAUCGUUCACGCUGUGUUUGCUCUGCGAGCCCGGACUGUGACUUUUGGUGUCAUAACCAGUGUCAUCACCUGGGGUCUGGCGGGGCUCGCUGCCCUUCCUGAGCUCAUCUUCCAUGGGACCCACGGGCACUUCGAAGAACUUAGCUGCGAUGUUGUCUACCCGCAUGAUGAAGAAGACCACUGGAAGCGUUUCCAAGCUCUCAGGAUGAACAUCUUCGGCCUCAUGCUCCCUCUGGUUCUCAUGGUUUUCUGCUACACGGGAAUCAUUAGAACCCUGCUUAGAUGUCCCAAUAAAAAGAAGUACAAGGCCAUCCGGCUCAUUUUUGUCAUCAUGGUGGUCUUCUUCAUUUUCUGGACACCUUACAACCUGGUUCUUCUUUUCUCUGCCUUUGAAGUGAGCUUCUUGGACAACUGUGAGGGGAGCAAACAGCUGGACCUGGCCCUGCAGGUGACAGAGGUGAUCGCCCACACCCACUGCUGCGUCAACCCCAUCAUCUACGCCUUCGUGGGCGAGAGGUUCCGGAAGUACCUGCGCCACUUCUUCCACAGGCAUGUGGCGGCCUACUUGAGCAAGUACCUCCCCUUCCUCCCCGGCGAGAAGCUGGAGAGAAGCAGCUCCAUCUCCCCGUCCUCCGGGGACCCGGAGCUCUCCGUGGUGUUCUAGAUCUGGUGCCAAAAGCUGCCUUCGGAUGGAGACCGCGAGCUCAGCGGCGUCCUCCUCAUUAGC
This is a messenger RNA of Octodon degus (degu), 1240 nucleotides long. It is a transcript of the gene Ccr3, whose product is annotated as C-C motif chemokine receptor 3. The record is from RefSeq and is a predicted model, not a curated record. Gene Ontology annotation, molecular function: C-C chemokine receptor activity. NCBI's taxonomy places the organism in Eukaryota, Metazoa, Chordata, Mammalia, Rodentia, Octodontidae. Gene Ontology annotation, cellular component: cytoplasm; membrane. The coding region runs from base 101 to 1177 and encodes 358 amino acids. The transcript has 2 exons. Gene Ontology annotation, biological process: immune response; inflammatory response; chemotaxis.